AUGUCGGGUUUGCUAGCCACCCAGCUACUUCCGGCUUCAUUAAUCGGAAAAUUCGGGUCGCUUGUCAAAUUCGUCAAUCAGGAAGUCAUUCCAUUGGUCGGUCUUAGUGGCACAAUGGUAAACGGAAUCAGCUCUUCAUUGAAGCAUGGAGAUCGCGCUACAGCUCCCGUUACACUCACCAUGCCCUCUGGUAGUGGCUCACGAGAUACCACGAAUAGCUCCCAUGAGAGCUCACAGGACCUUGCUUUAGACGAUCCUCAGGUCGUAGACGAGUUGCGAAAGCAUAUAUCUAAGUUCAUGUUUGCUGAAAGUGUGGAGGGCUUCUCCAUGGAUACGCAGCUAUUUCUGAAGCGUUCUGUCCCAUGGUGUUCAUCCGGGAUUGCUUGGAAUGACUUUGACGACGCUGUACAGCUUCUUUCGAAGACAAUUAUGGACGACAAUCUAUUGACUGGGAGCAACCAGGUGUGGAUGAUUGACUGCUUCCCUGCCGAGAGUGACCAACUUGUGGGUGAAAAGGGCAAGGAAUGGUUUAAAGGCAUAUGGACGCCAAGUCAAAGCUACAAGUAUCGCACUGAGGAUGUGAAAGGCACGGAGCAUGAUUUCUUACUGGAUCCAAAAUUCGGUGGGAGCAAUACAUGGCUCCAGCGAGUCAGCGAGGCUUGGAAGACUCCAGAUCCUAUCGCCGCCACUCCGUAAUUGUUGGCUGGUUUCCAAUGAAGCUUCCACUAGUUACAGUACAAGAUAAUGAGACAUACGAUCAC
Messenger RNA from Pyrenophora tritici-repentis Pt-1C-BFP, 761 nucleotides. RefSeq lists its product as uncharacterized. The record is from RefSeq and is a predicted model, not a curated record. NCBI's taxonomy places the organism in Eukaryota, Fungi, Ascomycota, Dothideomycetes, Pleosporales, Pleosporaceae.